This is a messenger RNA of Chiloscyllium plagiosum (whitespotted bambooshark), 3934 nucleotides long. The record is from RefSeq and is a predicted model, not a curated record. Lineage: Eukaryota; Metazoa; Chordata; Chondrichthyes; Orectolobiformes; Hemiscylliidae.
ACCUGUUCCUGCUUGAUGAAAUAUAGUUCAAAUGGUCCAGUCCGACGUUCCAUGCACGAGAAAGCAGUUGAUCGUAGAAAUAUAAACAAGGAGCACAACAGCAACUUCAAGGCCGGAUAUGUUCCUAUUGAUGAAGAGAGAUUGCAUAGGACAGGAUUGAGAGGUCGUAAAGGCAACCUGGCCAUUUGUGUAAUUGUCCUUAUGUUUAUCCUUGCAGUGAUUAAUUUAAUUAUUACACUUGUUAUCUGGGCAGUAAUUCGCAUUGGUCCCAAUGGCUGUGAUAGUAUGGAGUUUCACGAGGAAGGAUUGCUACGGUUCAAACAGGAAUCUGACAUGGGCGUGGUAUAUCCCAUGCACAAGAGUACUGUAGGAGGCAGAAGAGAUGAAGACUUGUUAAUCACUGGCAAUAAUCAACCAGUGGUGUUUCAGCAGGGAACAACCAAGCUCCGUGUAGACAAAGAUAAAACCUCCAUCACUAGUGAUAUUGGAAUGUCGUUUGUUGAUCCCCGGACCCAGAAGACUGUAUUUAGCACUGACUAUGAUACCCAUGAGUUCCAUUUACCCAAAGGUGUGAAGACACUGAACGUACAAAAGGCAUCCACAGAGAGGGUAACAAGCAAUCAUAGCACAGAUCUUCAAAUUCGUGCUGGUGACCGUGUGAUUGUGCGUGGGAAUGAAGGAGUCUUUAUCAUGGGCAAAACCAUUGAAUUUCGCAUGAGAGGUGAUAUGGAUCUCAAGGCUGUAAACAGUAUUAUUCUUAAUGGCACAGUGAUGAUUAAUACAUCACGGCUUCCAAGUCCAUCAACAGGAGAAUUCCUAGUAGAGGAUGGGUGGGAGCGCUAUAAACUCUGUAUGUGUGCAGAUGGAACACUCUUCAGAGUCCUAGUGAAAAACAGAAAUACAGGUUGUCAAACAUCCAACAAUCCCUGUGGAAUCAUGCACUGAAGAUGAAAGCCUACCAUGUACUGAGAAAUGAAGGGAUUGAUGAUUGUACACUAACAUUCAUCUCAAAAAAAAAUUGCAGCCAGUUUAAUACAAAAUAGUCACUAUUCAUUUAUUUUAGUUACUGUCCUUUAGAACCAAAGUGCCUGAUUUAUUUUACCCAUUACAAUAAGAUACAAGAGUUGCAUAGUUUAUCAGCAGUUUGAACAAUGGCCUUUUGUUACAAACAAGAAAUAUUCAGGAAAUAAUCAAACUGGCAGGAAAAAGUCCAUGUAGUACAAUAGAUAGAGUUGAGAAAAAUAACGGUUUUCAACCAUAAUUAAUUUUAUGCAAUGUUAAAAGUUCCACUUCAACUCAAAAUAUUCUUAUACCAUUGUCAGUCAACAAAAAUUUAAAUACAUUUAAUAUUGAGAAUGCUUUCAAAAUAUAAAACUAGCUUCACUUCGUCAUAUUUUUAAAGUUUGGCAACUAGCAUCAUGCAUUGACCUCGUUAUAAAAUCCAUAAUGAAGUAGGUAGUUUAUAAUAAUUGUGGAAUUGGACUAGGAUUUACCCUUUUCCAGGACAUGUAAGUGAGCAAUACCAUUGCUUUGAAAGGUUAGAAGUGAACUUGUCUUUAAUACGAAAUAAACAUUGCCAAAAACCUAUGCAUCAGUACCUUGUGAUCAAAUGAUAAAUCUAUGGGGAAUAUUUUAAGUUGAGCUAAACAAAUGUCUGACCUUUAAAGCACACUUUGACUUUUGGUUUAUUUCUGUAUUUCACAGUGCAUUCACUGCACCAUCUAACAAUUUUGUUUAUAGAUGUUAGUUUUCUGUAAAAACAAUGGAAAAUGAAAAUAGCAAAAUCAAAUUUAAGGAUGAGAUUUAGUGCUACUGUUACUAAAGGACACAGGCUUAAGAAGUUGGUCAAAAUAUUUUGGAAUAGUGUCAUCCUGAUGUCCAUGUUUGACCUCAUCUAUGUAAAUGACUUAAUUCAUACUGCAUUCAAGCUGGGAACUUGAAGUUACACUAACGAAUAUGAACAAGCAAGAAUGCAAAAUGGGAACUAUAUGCUGAUCAAUUUUUGUUUAUAUACCUGCACCAUGAAUGUGUUAUUUUCAUAGUCGGUCAUUUUUUUGGAAAAAGUCACAAAACAGAUUAGUGUCCCUAUGGCUGAGUCUCGACAAAAAGUCACUAAACUCAGAUUUGCAUUUUGUUUUAAGCAAAUGUAUUUUAGGCUUUGAGCUUGAUGCUUGUUGAUUAGACAGCUAAUGUAGCAAAGAGUUACGAUUUAGGAAUCACUCCUGAGUAUUGCUGAACAAAAGAGACAGGUUACCAAAGCUUUUCAUCUUCCACUCAAGACCAAGACAUGAAACAGUAUCAAGAGUUUGUAUUACUGGGGUAAAAAGGUGCUGAUUGGUUGGCACAUUACUACAGCUGCUUAAUAGUGUAAUUAUUAUGGAGUAGAUACUUUAGGAAGAUUACAGUCCUUGGGUGCAUAUUGCUCAUUGGAUAGUUGAAAAUAUGCUGUAUCAUUUGACCCAAUCAUUGGAAUUUGUAGCCUACAUAUUGAAUGUAUUGUCAACAUGCUGUUUCUGGUAUAAAUUGUGACCACUUUAAAUUUGACAUUCUUGCAUUUGUCUGGAGUGCAAGAUUAAAAACUUCAACAGUAAGUCACUUUAAUUCAAUUCAUUCAUGGAAUGUGGGUGCCUCUGGCUAAACCAGCAUUUAUUCCUUAUCUCUAAUUGUCUAGAGGGUAAUUGAGUCAGCUGCUUUGCUGUUGGUCUGGAGACACAUGUAAGCCAGACCAGGUAAGGAUGAUAGCCAAGGAGUAAAUUCCUACUGAUGCUGAAAUCUGAACUGAAACAAAACAAUGCUGGAGGUCACAGUGGAUCAGGCAGCUUACAUGGAGAGAAAAGCAAGCUAACCCUAAAGGAUAUUUUGAGGGCUUAUUUUCUGAUAGUUAACUCAUGGUCAUCAUUGGACUCUAAAUUCCAGAUUUUUCUUGAAUUCAAAUUCCACCAUUUGCCCUGGUGGGAUUUAGAUGAGUGUCCCUAGAUCAUUACCCUGGGUUCUCUGGAUUCAUAGUCUUGUGAUAACACCAGUAGGCUGUCACUAUUCCUUUAAGCAGUAUUCAAGUCAUGUGCUACUCUGACUAUAUUCCAGAGUCUGACUAUUCUUCAGUAUUGCAUGUGUAUUCUUAAAUAAAUAUAGCUUUAAUAGUGCUUCUUUACUAUUCCCCUCUCAUAGACCAGUUUUAUACUGACCAUGGUCAUAUUCAGAAACUAGUAGAAUAAUGAUCAGCUGUAACUUGUUAUUGAUACCAAGUGUUCAAAGUAGCUGAUUAUUAUAAAAGUUUAUUAAUAGAUCAAAUGUUUGAUCAUACUUCCAGCAGUUUUUAUUGAAUUUUAAUCAUUUCAAAUUGCUUUACAUCUUACAAUAUAUUGUAUGAGGUUUUUAGCCCUAUAUAUUUAUGUAUCUAAUUUAAAAGUGACAAUGUUGCAUGAUGCAAGGAAUUCAGUUUUAAACAGACAAUGACAUGGAUUGCAGUUAGUGCUUAAAUUUACCACAUACCCAACCUUUUCUGCAAAUACUGCAAUAUUUCUUCAGAAGUUUAAAGACAAAGUUUGGACAUUACUGCCUCUUCAGUAGUCUUUUGAAAUAGUUUUUACUUGACUUUUCCUCCUCUUCCUUUUUAAGAUGUUGGGAGCUGAAUUGAAUGACUAAUUAACCAAAAUAUGUUUGUUUUAUUAAUAUUUCUGCACAAACUCAGUUAUUCUGACAAAUAAAAGAUAUCCACAUCACCCUUUUUCAAAUGCUUAAAACAAUAAUACGUUUUUGAAGUUUGCUGAUUUUUUAAGCAUGCUGAACUACAAGUUUUCAAUGUCAUUACUGACCACUAAGGCAAAUUUGACUUCUGUUCCUUCUCGGUCUUUAUGAUGGUAGGAAUCCUUUUAUGAAUGCACUUAAUGCUGUUGUGUGUUUUGUUUAAUAAAUACUGCUUGGUUGAAUAACA